Varroa destructor (honeybee mite) is the source of this 5460-nucleotide messenger RNA. Its product is annotated as sorbin and SH3 domain-containing protein 1-like. Gene Ontology annotation, molecular function: protein binding. Lineage: Eukaryota; Metazoa; Arthropoda; Arachnida; Mesostigmata; Varroidae. The record is from RefSeq and is a predicted model, not a curated record.
UAGAUCUUCCUAUUUCUCACUGCUAUAACAGCGCCAUUGGUCACACUCAGCCCACUCAGCUGCUCUACUUUGUGGCGCCUGCCGACAAUGCUAGCGUGGCGCUUUUGCAGUGGUCGUACUGGGCGAUCGUGAUGAUGACGCGUUGUGUUGCCGACUCUGCUGCUGCCGCCGACGACGCUUGCCUCUUUGCUUGAAUCGGGUCUAUCUCCGCCGACUACGGACCGCAUACAUACCUCUUGCCGUCUGCUAGAUGGCGCUGCUGCAACCGGUACUUGUGGAAGCACGUGUCUGACCGCCGCUCAGUGCUCAUUAGCGAAGUUACCGCCAAUAUUGCCUGCCCCUUUCGCUAUCUGUCUGUUGUUUAUACUGUUCGUGGUGCCAUUUCUGGUUGUCGUCCCGCUAGUCACCUAGACAAUAUUCUAGAAGGAAGAUUCAUGGUAGGCCUGUGUGUCUACGCACGUGUGUGUGUGCUGUUUGUCCUCGCUCUUAGCUCUUUCAUGCUGGUUAACCUGUAUUAGCACCAAUAGCAGUGCUCGGAAUAGCAAGAGUCGCCAAAGACGUCGGCGGUUGUUCGCGCUGAUGCUGCAGACCACUCGAAUAUUGUUGAAUAUUGCCUCAGCCCUCUUGCAUUUGUCUGCUGCAGGACCGCUGCUGUAUAAAGCAGUGCCCAUCGCUACUAGCAAUGAUAGUACGAGCAUAUCCAUAGCUACAGUCUCAACCGCCAGCGUAGACGUUGCAGCUACUGAGAGCGCGCAGUCGCUUCAAGGGCGCGCCUCCGUGCCUGUUCGCUUGCUUUAGGAGUGAAUCUAUUUCUGUAUGUGCCUAAAUGUGUCUCAGGCUGGCAGAGUUGUCGUGUGUGCCUUCAAAAGUGGCGAAUGAGCCGGUAGAUAGAGACGCAAGAAGAAGCUAGAAAGAAAACGUUAAAGACCAACGGAAGACCAAGACCACGAUCGCGAAUACGAACCAGUAGUAUCCUGGCUGCGUUGCCGUUGCCAGAGUGGUAGAAGACAGAAACGCUGUGGGUGCUUGGUCACUAAAUUCUGUUCUACGAUAGCUCAACGAAGCCAAAAACAGUAAUUGGGUUGCUGUUAGCUAGCAUCGCAGUGGAUGGUCGCCACAACAGGGAACUUAGUGCGCUAACAUUGACUCUAUCUAUUGCUAUCCCCGCCGCCACCAUCACGUCUACCUCUAAUCACCUGUGCUGGUGACAAAAGGAGCAGUGCGUAAACGGUGUAUUGCAUGUACAUAUACGUUGCUGGAGGCGUUCCAGUAGUAGGUGAUGUUGGAAUAACGCUACUGGGGCCUUCGUCAGGCCGCUCACGCUGAGAGAAACACAAACGUGGCUUGCUUUCGGAUAGCCAGCGCUGAAAUACCAGCCAAUGUGUGGCUGUAGUAGCUAUUGCUGAUCAGACGCGCAGACGUUUAAAGAAUUAGGCGGAAGAAGUUACUGGCAUCACAGUGUUAUCAUCAUUAGGUAGAACACAAGACAGAGCGUUCGUAACUUAUGUACUGGUGAAACGCACCCAUUUCGUAACUCCGACGAUCUAUGAAACCCACGUUACUUCACUGUGGGUCAAGCAGUAUACACUGCUGUUACCACUGCUAGAUAUUGGCAAUUCUGCUAGACAAUGCGUAGCAGCACAACACAGAAUAGAUUAAAUUAAUCGGCUUACCGAGCGAAGAGUACCUAGCAAAGGUCAUUGCUGAAGCAACGCUCACAACACUGCAGUGAUAGGCAUUCUAUGGAAAUGGAGAACCGCACAAAGAACAAACCUAUAUGUCGUGAAGAUGUCUCGUCGGACGGCUUCAUUCUUGCUAUGCAAUGAAGGUCAUGGGUGAACACUGGAAAACCGACAAAACGAACCCAUACAACAAUUGGCCGUCGGAAACAGUAUAGAGGUGUGUGUAUUGCGGACCUUAGCAUACUUGAAAGGGAGCUGAGCGCUGAUUGAUUUUAGUUCAUUCGUCCACACCCGGAGGUCUGUUGUCCUCAACUGAGCUGUCCAACGUCGAGCCCCCGCAAUGUGGCUUCGCAACUGAUUAUGCUGAUUAGAGUCACACUUUUCUGCAUCCCUUGGCACAGUCCCGGGUCGCACGUACCAGCCCCAACCUUGAGACAAGUUAUAUUAUUGAUUGCCAUUUACAACAGGUUGGCAUCAGAAUACAACAGAUAGCCUUACUGUUCUGCGCCUAAGGCAGUAGAGUAGCAGCGACAAGCACGAUGCCAGCGGGGACCAUCGGCGAGAGUGAUGAAGACGAUUACAUUAUUCCAGCGGCAUCGCGAGCAGCGGCGACGCCAGCAGCUAUAGAAGCCCCCGACCCGUCUGCGCCCAGUUCGGAUCUAACGUCAGCUGUCUCUCUAGCGUCUCCUAGAGGCUUACCCGCCACCGAAAAUCCUACCGUAACUCUCCUACGAGCCGCCAGAGAAAACUCAACGGAGCGCAGGUCGUCCCCAGUAACGACUUCUGCGACAGGCGAGAAAUCCGUGCAGAAAUAUUCCGUUGCAAAUUUGCCGCUGCUUAAUUGCGCUCCUGCAAACACGACGCUUAUCGAAGGAUUUGUCACAAAACACAAAUCAACGCCAAAGGUACACGGAGUUGGACCUACAGAAAACGGGGUUCCUAUCACGCCCAGAGGGAAUAUAGACGAUGAACAUGGCAGAGAUUGGUAUAGAACAAUGUACAAGCGGUUGCACACAUACAGGAAGCCCCAGGCAGACCAGGAAGUGAUUACCGUACGAGUCAAGCGAGGUCUUGCACAUUACAGGGACGACGGCUACGUUUCGGAGCCAGAGCAUACACCAGCUGAGCGGCGCCGUUUCAGUGAAAAGCGGUGGCCUUACGAACAUCCUGAAUAUCAACGACUCAGUUCUGAGAGCAACGAGCAGAAAACAUAUUCAUCCUAUAGAGUAAAGCCUAAAAGGAUUGAGGAUUAUCAGCCAGGGGAUUCAUCGGUGAGUGCUGUUGAUAGCGCUGUUCAGCGAGACAAGAUGUAUCACCAGCACAAAUACAAUCCGCCAGUUCCGACCCCACCAAAACCAGCCUACGUUCCUCUUCUCAGCGUCUUCAACGACGACGAUUCCUAUAGGAUGGUCAAGUUGGCCCAAGAUCUGCCCCCAAUCACCGCGAGCAACGCUACGCAACGGGACUGGUAUCGGAGCGUUCAAAAGGGGCAUGAUAUCCCACUUGGAGGACUCCGAAAGCCUCAACCUUCUCCGCCUAAGGAACUCCGCGUGGGUCCGUGCCCCGUUGUGCAAUCAAGCAACCCCUACGAAUUUGAUUUUUGCGCAGAUGCGUAUAAAUUCCUGGAGAGUCAAAACUUGGCGCUAGAACGUGACUACGAAGAUCUGAAGGCGAUGCGCCAGCGCAAGGAAGAGGAAUUGCAGCAGUUUCGCGAAGAAGCUCAAAUCAAGAAGCAAAUCCAAAAUGAGGUGGAUCAGGAAAUGAGGCGUUAUCAUGAUACACUACUGUCUGGCAACAAAUCCCCAGUACCUGGAAAUCGAUAUGACGGUUCCGCCUACGAGACGGUGUUCUUUACUCCGGAUAACAAAGAGGUCAUUAUGCUAGGCAGGGUCAUUUACGACUUUGUAGCUCACGCACCCAGGGAGCUGAAUUUGAAAAAGGGUGACCUGGUCUACAUUUUCAAAAAAAUUGAUCGCAACUGGUAUGAGGGAGAAUGUCUUGGACGGUCUGGAAUCUUUCCUGUCAAGUAUGUUGAUGUAUUCCCGCCAUCAUCAAUCGAUACGCUUGCUGGAAUCAAAGUGCAAGAGGGUUCAGCUAUUGGCCGUUUCAAUUUCCCUGCCAAAUCUGCUACUGAACUCAGUUUCAGAGUUGGCGACAAACUGCAGCUGAUUCGUCGCAUUGAUCAUAACUGGUUUGAGGCCAAGAUUGGAACCCGCCGUGGGCUCGUCCCAGAGAACUACCUUACCGUUGUUGCGGAGCCCAGCGAGAUUCGUGUCCCAAAGUGAACAGCUGUUUUUAAUUACUGAUCACAAAUACCUGUUUAGUGUCACCUAACUCUAAUUCUGCUGAAGAUCUAAGAGAGCAUAUUGUCAACAGUCAAUACGCUCUCUCAGCACAGUCUGACGCCUGAGUAUUGAAUUUAUUUACUGUUGAUUAAAAAAUUACACGUACCACGAUUAUGGCGAUAUAUGAUAGAGGUCAAAUAUCUGCUGAUCAAAUCUGUUAAGUUUGAUUUCUGUUCGUUCUGCACCUUAUUACGCGGCAAAAGGAAUUAUCCCUGCAAAAAAAAGGCCGAUUCUCGUUUUGUCAACCAACCUCGGAUAAUUGAAAACCUGCUUUGGUUUCGGCAUAGUUAAUUUAGUACACAACAUUUUAGCUUGCUCGAUGAUUGUUAUGUUUUUUCCGUAUGAGCUUACCUCCCGGUUGAAGAAAACAUCUUUUUGUAACAUGUAAUAACAUUCAAGCCUUCCUGUUUUGCCUUCGAUCUCUUAAGACAUUGUCCAAAAGACGAUCAUAUUUUUUUUCUAGAAUCCUGCCGCUCUUUUUAUAAUAUCGAUAUUAAACUAUUCAUUUUAUCACCUUAAAAAGGGUCAGCUAGCCCUAAGACCCACUUCUCAAGAAUAACUUAAUUGAUUCGUUAUCUUGCAUUUUUUUUAUUCAGUUAUUCAGUUGUUGAUUUGUUUUUCGUUUUGUUAUAUUACGUAGUGUGAAGACACAAUGUACCAAAGAGAUGGUAGGAGUAACUUCAUUUCAUAUUCGUAACAUUAUUACUAACUCGAAAAAAGGUCGAGGCUUCACAAGGAUUUGUCAAAAGAUGGAUCCUAUCAGAGAAAGAAGGCUUUGCGAUUUUAAAUAAAAAUUUAUAGCAUAAACAAUAAUAGUAACUUAUACUAAAUACUUACAUCGCUGGACAUGACUUUAUUUGCACAUUAUUUGGCCUGUAGAGUAAUACAUUAACUUGAAUAUUAAUCCAUUAAUGAAUUAUGAUCAAGCAGUAAUAGCACAAUCAUGUGCCGUGAUUUAUGAUUUUUAUUCCUGGAUUUUUGAUUUCCGGGCUGAUUCAAAUUCCUGGAUUUUCACUGGCAGGUCCUUUUGAAGAACAGUGCUACUGUACGGCAACAAUAUCUCAAUACUUUCUGUAAUUAUAAUAACAUCGUAUUCAGCUUUCUCUCUCAUCUCUAGGCAGAGUUAUUAUUGUUUACAAGUUGUUCUAGUGAUAAGAUAUUUGCGGUGCAGAAAAUUUAUUAUUUUAUGUAUAACUGGCUUCGCUUAAUAAAUAUAUUUAUUAAGCGAAGCCGGUUACACAUAAAAUAUCUGAUCCUGCCACGCGUGUGGAGUGCACUAUUGCAGUCAAACGCUCAGGCUAAUAUUUUAACAGCCUUUGCAAUGUCGUCACAAACAAUAAGACUAUCAUACAAAUAAGUUACGGCGAAGGACAAUGGUAUUGUAAUGGUCAAACAAAAGUUGUAAUAAAAUACAGAGUUCUCUAAAGAAACCA